Molecule: messenger RNA, 451 nt
Organism: Emiliania huxleyi CCMP1516
Lineage: Eukaryota; Haptophyta; Isochrysidales; Noelaerhabdaceae
Exons: 3
Coding region: 15-164 (49 amino acids)
Source: RefSeq, a predicted model, not a curated record
AGUUAACGACAAUCAUGGCCAAGCCCGCUGCCAAGAAGCCCGCCGCCGUCAAGAAGAUCGCCAAGAAGCCCGCGGCCAAGAAGGCCGCCCCGAAGAAGCCGGCGGCCAAGAAGGCCGCCCCGAAGAAGGCCGCGGCCAAGAAGCCCGCGGCCAAGAAGAAGUAAGCGACCUGCCUGCGGCCUCGUGCAUGUGCAGCCCACCUGGCGCCGUGGCGCGCUGGUUUGGCGUUCGCUGUUGUUGUUGAGGAGGGGGAGGGGCGAGGCUGGCUACCAGGAGAGGGGAGGUCAGCGUCCAUGCUUUAAAGACCGCAUCGUCGCUGCCUGUCUCCUCGUUACACGUAGAAGAGAGAUAGGGUUCUCGGUCUGUCGCGUGAGGCGUGUCUGUCAGAGAAGUAACAGACAUGAGACAACCCCGGUACGGUACUGUAGAAAACGGUAUGUCCUAUGUCGCA